Messenger RNA from Carassius gibelio (silver crucian carp), 4380 nucleotides. Its product is annotated as zinc finger protein 821. Gene Ontology annotation, cellular component: nucleus. The coding region runs from base 520 to 1755 and encodes 411 amino acids. The record is from RefSeq and is a predicted model, not a curated record. Gene Ontology annotation, molecular function: DNA-binding transcription activator activity, RNA polymerase II-specific; RNA polymerase II cis-regulatory region sequence-specific DNA binding. Gene Ontology annotation, biological process: regulation of transcription by RNA polymerase II. The transcript has 6 exons. Lineage: Eukaryota; Metazoa; Chordata; Actinopteri; Cypriniformes; Cyprinidae.
AAUAACAUUAGUCAUUCUUCUCAGCUCAUCGCUUGAAAAAAAAAUGCAUCUAGGUGAAGAGGCUCCGCAGUGCAUUUCCCCGGCUACAGUGUUGCAGGCUUUCACAUCUACUCUCCUCAUCCUUCUCCGGUCUCUCUCGUGUUUGGAAACCGAGCUCAAUCGACAUGCACGCGCUCUCAUCGACCGAGAGCAAGAUGUUUGUGUGCGCAGAAGUCCUCUUUAAUUCUCUUUUAGUCAAAUGAUCCUGAGUCAAUGUAGCGUCUGCUGCUCCCUUCUGCGUGUUGUUCACGGAUUGUUGUGUGCUUUAGUCAUAGACUGUAUGGUUUUAGUGCAUGCACCCUUGCAUUGGCUGAAAGCAUCUCAACAUCACUCGGAUCAAAGAGAGAUUCGGCUUUCUUCACCCGGGAGUCGGGGAUAAUAUGUCCAGACGCAAACAGACCAACCCUUUCAAAGUGAAUUGUAGGUAUCCCAGGGCCUUUUCACACGACUGGGUUGUCCGGCCCGCAGCACACUUUUGAGAUGGAUGCUAGAGAGGACUUCACUGAGGACGGGGAAUGCCAUAGCAACAACUCACAGGAACCUGAAGAGCAAGACAGCACAAGUGACGACGGUGAUAGUGAUUUUGAUAAAGACGACUCCUCAAAUGCCUCUGCUGAUGACAGCAUGACGAGUAAUAAGAGCCACGGCCACAUGCUACAGGAUGACGUCAAGGAGGAGAACGAGGAGGGGACAUACCAGGGGAGCAGUUUUGCAUGUCCUCUUUGUUCCCUGGAGUUCAAUAGCCCAGAUGAGCUCAUCGCACACGUCUACCAGCACACAGCUGAGAGUGGCAGUAAGAGCUAUAUCUGUCCUGUUUGUGGAAGAGCUCUUAGUUCUCCAGGCUCUCUUGGUCGUCAUCUUCUCAUCCAUUCAGAGGACCGACUGUCCAACUGUGCCGUAUGUGGGGCUCGCUUCACAGACACUAACAACUUCAACAGGGAAAAGUUGAAGGAGUUCCUCGACACAAGCAGUAUAGAGAUCAACAGUGAGGGUGAGGCCUGUGCCAUGUCCGACUCUUUACCCAGAAGCACUAUGACUAACCCAAACACAAAUCCUGGUCCUGGACUGACCUCAUUACCAGAUGGUCUUCUCUCUUCUGCACCUCCUUUUCCCUCACUCUCCAACAGCCUCAGUCCUCAAAAUACAGGACUUCCACCUCUUCCAGACCUUAUGAACCCUAUGCCUGUGUACCCAGCUGGGGUUUUGUUGGUUUGUAACAGCUGUGUAGCCUACCAGCAGCUUGUGGAUGCCCAGUCGCCGACCAUGCGGAAAUGGGCAAUCCGUAGGAAGAAUGAACCCACAGAGGUGCGGAUGCAGCGGCUUGAACGGGAACGAACGGCCAAGAAAAACAAGCGAUCAUGUGAGACACCAGAUGAGCGGGAGAUACGCCGCUUACGAGACCGUGAGGCAAAGCGUAUGCAAAGGAUGCAGGAGACGGAUGAACAGCGGGCACGUCGUCUGCAGCGAGACCGGGAAGCCAUGCGACUCAAGCGGGCCAACGAGACGCCCGAGAAGAGGCAGGCAAGACUAAUCCGUGAAAGGGAGGCAAAGAGGCUAAAGCGGCGCUUGGAGAAGAUCGACCCAUCCCUGAGAAACCAGAUCGAGCAUGACCCUGCUGCGAUGGCUGCGCUCACUGCUGAUAUGAGUCUAUUCCAGUUUUCCUUUCCCAUGUCCGUCCCUUCCAUGGACAAUGGACUGUUUAUGAAGCUUCCCUAACAAGCACAGCUCCAAACACCUCUCAGCCCAACAUUUGAGAAGAAUUUGCCAUUCUUAAAGAAUAACCAUCUUGGCCAAAGUUGUGAUGAGAAGGUUAUAGUCUUGCAGUUUCAAGGAGGUGCUCACUCUGACAGCGAUUUGCAGUGAUAUAGGCACCAGAUGGCUUUCACUUUCAAUGACAGAUUGGAGGCAACAUGAAAGACCGUGAGUUGCAAUGCAACAGUGUUGUGCAGAGUACCAGUGGGAGUGUAGACAAUGAAGCUCACAUGUUCUGCUGCCUGAUACACUUGGAUAUUGUAGUUGAGUACAGAAUUGGUUCUACAUGACAGACAAGGCAAUUAAUAUCUCAGUGAAAAAUAAAAUAGAAGAGUAGGCAUCAUGCAGAUAAUGUUCCCAUCUGGUAGGCAGAAGAGAAUAGAGGAGCCUGCGGCACCAGAGUCCCACAAUCACCAUCAGUCAAGUAGGAACACCUACUAGCGACCAGGACCACGUCGACUUGCCAAUGAUCAGAUCCAAUGAUUUAAUUGCUGUCAGUGUGAACAACCCUUUAUGGAUUUCGGUAACGCAUUACAUAAUUAACUGAACUUCUAUAAGAAAUUCCGACAUUCACUGAAGGAAAACCCUCUCAGUAAGCAUGUUUCAGGAGACUUACCUACUUUGUUUUCAAGGCUCAGACUUUUAGCCGUCUUUCUUCAGAGCAGUGAAAUCCUUCCAGAAGGAGGUUCUCUGUUUGCACAUGGACCUACAGUGACAGGAGUGAGACAUUUAGCCACACUCCACACUCAGCCUACUGUUCAAAUUUGCCAGUCUUAAAGGUUGGAGUUGACCUGCAACUAUGGCUCACCUCCCAGAACCCAAGAUUGGGUCACUACUAGCUCAUACUCACAGAACCAACUACCUCAUCAUGGGAUCUUUGCAUGGCCUAGUCACACCUGUGACCUCGACAGGAACCACAGGGGUUGUGCAGGUCCACAUACUGACUCAAUGUUCCCUAUGCCAACAUGAACUCUUGUCCAGGGGUCCACUAGUCCUGCUUCUGAGGGUUAAUCCUUCAGAGUUCACCCCGAACCAAGGUAUUCAGGGUUACUUGAAACCCCCAAGAAGGUGUGCUGGAGUAGAUUAGAGAUAAACUGUUGGCCGUCCUAGAGCAGGAUUGGACACCUCUGGUAUAAUCAUUGCCCUACAUGUUUGCAGAAACAACUACAUUUUAUUUAAAUGGCGUUUGAGUGCCUCUGACCCAUAUGCUGAAAUCCAAGUGGGCUCAUGGUCUUUGCUUAUACAGACCAUAAGGUGUCCUACUUGUCAAGCUUUAUAAGGAUUCCACCUUUGCAACCACUGUGUCCCUCAAUGCACCCUUUAGUUGAGCCCAACCUGGUUCGGACUUUGAAAACAGACUACUAACUGACAGUCUGUAUGGCAUUAUAUUACUUAAGAGUGAACUCCAUGAAAGACUUAAGGGCUGAGGGUACCAUUUGGGACAAGGCCUCAAUUGGAGACUUUGUCCUUUUUUAAAAGAGGACGGUCAUUCUCCGGAUGUACUGUUAAAUACUAAAAGCAUCCGUUUCAAAGCACAUUCAGACACACUUCUCUGACCUCCCAAAGGCUUUAUACCUUAUCACAAUGCUACACGGGUUGAUAUUUGUCUAGGAACUCGGGGAUGGUGUGGAUCACUAACAUCCUCCUGAGAAUACAGAGGAGCAGGAGACCUCCUCUUCCUCAUUCUUCAUUAUCAUCCCCACUUGCUCAGAUCAUAUACUACCUUUUACUCACCUUUACUGGUCACAUUGGCCUUUUUUUCUGUUGUUCAGACUGCAAACUCCUCACGUGAGCCAAAAUGUCGAAAUGGAUAUUACGCAACUCCAUGGCGUUUCAACUAACCAACCAAUCUCUGCCCUCUGCUGCUGUCACUGUACUGUAUAAUGUGUAUGUUACCUCUUUAAACCAGUAUGGUCCCACAUUGGACCUGGGAAUGCUUGUUGUUGAUGGUGAGGCACUUAUUGUGUGCUCGAUCUCUGUGGCAACAUAAGUAGUGUACAAAUUUAAACGGUUGCCUUUUUCACUGGAAAUUUGUGCUUUGGUUUUAUAUUUAAUGAUUUAAAUGGAUUUGUGUGGUCAUUCUGUGAGAUGUGCAAUGAUGUAAAGGUUUAGCAAAUGCAUGUACAAUGAAACAAUCAGGACGAACACUUCCAGAGAGAAAUCCCUCGUAUAUGAAGCAGUGAUGACACUGUAUGUAAAAAUUUAAAUGACAAGGUAGACACAUUUGCCAACGUUUUACACCAAUUCAAAGGUGAAGUGUAGAAUUGCUGAUCAACAUCUGAUGGCCAAAGUAACACUUGCAUCCCAAACACUGCCCCCUGUCUUCCAUUAUUCACCAAACAGGUAAUCCCCCACAAAAUUUAACCAAUUCAGAUAUUGACAUACAAAGAAAAAGCACCGCAGUGUUUAUGGUAGUGGUUCUUAAACUUUUUGGGUCAACCACUUCAAAAGUAAAACAACAAAAGCAGACCACCAAAUCUCAUUCAGGGGUGUCAUUCAAUGCCCUUUAAGAAGGCUCUUUGCUUUUUUUUUUUUUUUAAUAAGAACACGUUUCUUUUAGCUUAUAAACUGAUGAGCCAACUAUUUGCU